CCAUAUGUGCUUUAGGCCUUCUGGUUUGACUAGCAGAGCUGCCACGUGAAAGCUGCAAUGCAGCUCGUUGGUUAUCUACGUGACCCAUUUUUCCAGUUCGUCCUUUCCUGGCAUCCAAACAACCCCCGAACGCUCGAAAGUCGAAACAGGAAAAAAAGAUCCAUAUUCGAAGAAAAUGGCGAAAACCCCAAUGUCUCUCACGGCAAUUCUCACCCUUUUCCUUCUCCUAUCAACACUCGCCGCAUCAUCCCCCACAACCACCACCGACGAUGCGCAGUCCGCGUACAAGGCCCUCCAAGACUUCAACUUCCCCGUUGGUCUGCUCCCCAAAGGUGCCUUGGGCUACGAGCUGGACCGAUCCAACGGCAAAUUCAGCGCAUUUCUGAACGGUUCUUGCAGUUUCUCCCUCGAGGGCUCAUACGACUUGAAAUACAAGUCCACCAUUAGCGGCUACAUCUCCGAGAACAGGCUCACCAACUUGAGCGGUAUCAGCGUCAAGGUCUUGUUCUUUUGGCUGAAUAUCGUGGAGGUGGUUAGGGACGGGGACCAGCUCAAGUUCUCUGUGGGUAUUGCAUCGGCUUCUUUUCCUAUCGAUAGUUUCUAUGAUUCCCCGCAGUGUGGGUGUGGAUUCGAUUGCGAUAAUGGCCAAGUAAGGAAAUUUAAAUUCAAUCCUUUUGUAUCUUCUAUGUAAUCGGAAUUUUGAACUCUUAUCAUUUUUUUUUUUUUUUUGGUGGUAUUUGGAUGGUGGGUUAUAUUUCACAAGAGAUUAAUGGCAAUAGGUUUCGGUUAUCUUUCGCACAUGAUGAAUUCUGGAACAAAGUCUUUUGUUUUACUGAGGUUUGAUUAUUUAA
Messenger RNA from Juglans microcarpa x Juglans regia, 851 nucleotides. RefSeq lists its product as uncharacterized. Lineage: Eukaryota; Viridiplantae; Streptophyta; Magnoliopsida; Fagales; Juglandaceae. The transcript has a single exon. The record is from RefSeq and is a predicted model, not a curated record. The coding region runs from base 176 to 691 and encodes 171 amino acids.